AUGGCACACCUUGCAGCUGCCUAUUUUUCCCCAGAACAAUCCCGAGGGGCUUCAAAUGAAUCUCUGUUUAAAGAACUUUGGCAUUCCUGUGCUGGUCCCCUUGUCAGUCUUCCUCGUGAAGGAGAACGAGUUUACUAUUUUCUGCAAGGUCACAUGGAACAGCUCGAAGCAUCAAUCAAUCAAGGAUUUGAUCAACAUCUCCCUUCAUUCAACUUACCCAGCAAAAUUCUUUGCAAGGUGGUGCACGUUCAGUUAAGGGCUGAAACGGAGACGGACGAGGUGUAUGCACAAAUAACACUGAUUCCUGAACAAGAUCAAUCUGAGGUCAUGAGUCCAGAUCCGCCUCUACCUGAACCUCCAAAAUGCACUGCCCAUUCAUUUUAUAAGACUCUUACUGCUUCUGAUACAAGCACCCAUGGGGGAUUCUCGGUUUUACGAAGGCAUGCUGAUGAUUGCUUACCUCCAUUGGAUAUGUCUCAGCAACCGCCCUGGCAGGAAUUGGUAGCUUCUGAUAUCCAUGGUAACCAGUGGCACUUCCGUCACAUCUACCGAGGUCAACCAAGGCGACACUUACUGACAACAGGGUGGAGUGUCUUUGUUAGUGCCAAAAAAUUGGUUGCAGGAGAUACUUUUAUCUUCCUAAGGGGAGAGAACAGGGAACUUCGAGUUGGAGCGAGACGGCCCAUGCGACAGCUCAAUAAUGUCGCAUCUUCUGUGAUAUCAAGUCACAGUAUGCAUCUUGGUGUUCUAGCCACUGCUUCCCAUGCCCUCUCCACUAGGACUCUCUUUUCGGUUUUUUAUAAACCAAGGACUAGUCCAUCUGAAUUUAUUGUAAGCGUAAAUAAGUAUCUUGAAGCUAAAAAACAGAAGCUCGAGGUGGGGAAAAGGUUUAAGAUGAGAUUUGAGGGUGACGAGGUUCCAGAAAGAAGGUUCAGUGGGACAAUUGUUGGUGUCGAGGAUCAUUCUUCGUCCAGAUGGCCUGAUUCUGAAUGGAGAUCAUUGAAGGUCCAAUGGGAUGAACCUUCCUCAAUUUUGCGCCCAGAUAGAGUAUCACCUUGGGAAAUAGAACCACUUGUUAAUACAAAUCCGCAGAAUUUACUGACUCAACAAAGAAACAAACGGCCACGUCCACCCACUUUGCCUUCUCCUGUGCAAGAAUUAACUGCACCAGGUACAUGGAAGCCUCAAGCUGAACCACUCUCUACAUUCUCUUAUAAUGUUUCUUUUCAUGAACGAGACCCCUGUCAAUCACCUAAACGAGCUCGUGGCCCGGGACCCAGCAGUACGACUCACAGCGAAAUUAUGCUGGCAGCUUCAGGAAAAUCAGUUCACCAAUCCAAUCAAAUAGAAAAUGCUGCAGAGUCAUCUGCCCCUGUUAGCGGAAUAAUACAGGCGAACGGCUGCAGGCUGUUUGGUAUUGACUUGAUUGACCGUUCCGUUGUGGAGAACACAGCAACACCAGCAGUUUUUUCGGCUGCUGCCAUCGACGAUUCUCAUAUUUCUCCAUUUGAUAAUGAAUUAGAGCAACAUUCUGAGCCAUCAGACCGCAAUCUUCCUUGUGUUCCCUCAGGGAGUUAUGAUCUCGACAGGUCUUGCCACAUGAAAUCUUAUGAGCCACACAAUAGGCCAAUUCGGAGCUGCACUAAGGUUCAUAUGCAAGGCACUGCAGUUGGGAGAGCACUCGACCUGACUGUGUUCACAUGCUAUGAUGAUCUAACCAAGAAACUGGAAGAAAUGUUCGAAAUUGAAGGUGAGCUCUCUGGGUCGACCAAGAAAUGGACGGUUGUGUACUCAGAUGAUGAAGAUGACAUGAUGAUGGUUGGAGACGAUCCAUGGCACGAGUUUUGCUCAAUUGUGAAGAAGAUUUACAUCUACACAACAGAGGCUGCCAAGAGGCUUUCGCCCAAGAUUAAACUUCCCCUUGAUGAGUUUAAAUCUGGGAAGCUCGUACCUACUGUUGCCUUCGUGACUGAAGAACAGUCUUCUACGUUGGGAUCCGGCAAAUGA
Messenger RNA from Striga hermonthica, 2007 nucleotides. The record is from the annotation of a GenBank genome assembly. Lineage: Eukaryota; Viridiplantae; Streptophyta; Magnoliopsida; Lamiales; Orobanchaceae.